AUUGGAUUUUUAGCCAUUCAGUUUAGCCUUAUUACGAUUGUUUGCACCAGAAUUAUACAAGCAAUAGAAUAAAAAUGGCAGCAGUUGGAUUAUUCAACAAACCUUUUUUCAUCAGCGUGGAGGAGCUAUUGCGCAUAGAUUGCAUUCAAACAUUUGGUGAACUUUGUGAGUUCUACAUGUCUGAAAAGAAUACUGGUAUCGAUGCAAGGCUGAUGAUGAUCCUCUCUAAUACAUACAUGUGCUACGAUCAAAAACGCAACACCAGGGUACAAAUUGUGGAUUUCUGGAAGUCUGUGGAUCAGCUUGGAUUACAUCACAUGUACGUUCAGAAUGGUGUAUUGAUAUACAAACAGCCAUGGGUGCAAAAUAAUUGUUUAGCACGGUUCGACUUUCAUCAGGAAAUUAUUUCCUUCGAAAAUCAUGAUGCCCUGUUCAUGGAAAACCAGUGCUUCCCACGGAAUACUGUUGUGGAAGCUUCGGAUCAGGCACAGGAUUGGAUCAGCCAAGAAAUGGUGAAGCCACGUGUUCGAGUGAUGAAGGAGAAGCUGAAUUUCACUGAUGUUCAGAUUGUAAAUGGUCUGCAGAUCCUUCGUGAAAGGG
Messenger RNA from Pecten maximus, 600 nucleotides. RefSeq lists its product as uncharacterized. The annotation marks the transcript as partial. NCBI's taxonomy places the organism in Eukaryota, Metazoa, Mollusca, Bivalvia, Pectinida, Pectinidae. The record is from RefSeq and is a predicted model, not a curated record. The transcript is spliced from 2 exons.